Molecule: messenger RNA, 999 nt
Organism: Bactrocera neohumeralis
Lineage: Eukaryota; Metazoa; Arthropoda; Insecta; Diptera; Tephritidae
Gene: mRpL47
Product: 39S ribosomal protein L47, mitochondrial
Exons: 5
Coding region: 71-901 (276 amino acids)
Biological process (GO): mitochondrial translation
Cellular component (GO): mitochondrial large ribosomal subunit; mitochondrial ribosome
Molecular function (GO): structural constituent of ribosome
Source: RefSeq, a predicted model, not a curated record
UCUGCUAAAAAUAUAAAACAGCUGUUUUGUUACAAUUGUUUCAACAAUUAAUAUACUUUGAAACUAGAAAAUGAGCUCGGUUUUGAAAAUAUUGAAUGUGGCAAAAACUGUAAAGACAGUCUGUACAAGUAUCUCAAAUAAAUCAUUGACUAAUUCAUUAUUUAACAGAAUACAAUGCCAGCAACUACAAAUAUCUCAAAAUGCUUUUUUUGUUGAUAUGAGUGCGCGGUCAUUCCAUUCUAGUAGUCCAUGCCUAGACCUGAUGCAAUUCUUUGAUGAUCCCAAGAACUGGUCAGAAAAUGAAGUAAAGGUUGGUCGUGCAUGGAAGCUCGAGGAAUUACGUAUUAAAUCAAAUAAAGACCUGCAUCAAUUGUGGUAUGUUCUACUUAAAGAGCGAAACAUGCUACUAACAAUGGAACACGAAUGCAAUGAGAAAAUGGAGUUAUUUCCAAGUCCUGAGCGUUUAGAUAAGGUUAAAAUAUCGAUGGCAAACUUGGAAACUGUUGUGCGUGAAAGAAAUAAGGCCUAUCAUCUCUUGGAAACAGGUGAAACUGGAGAGCGACCCACUCGGGUGGUAUACAAUGCACUUGGUUUAAGGCAUCUCUAUAAAUCUUGUGAACAUGUGUUACCACCGCAUAUGAACGUUAAAUGGAUAAAAUCACGUAAUAUUGGUUUCGGUGGGCGAGCAGUGCGUAAAUUCCUAUUAUUAUAUCGCGAGAAACUGUAUAAUAUCAAACGAAAGGCCAAGAACCGUUCCCGUAAUGAAGUUAUGAUGAUGUUGCGACGUAAUCCGAAUAUUGAUAUUCAAAUUAUUCGGAGCAAAUAUCCAGAUGUAGAUGUUGAUAAACUAUUGAGGGAUGAUAAAACGCGUGGGCAUUUCGUGCCGAAAGUGGAUAUUUGAAUGUUUCGCAACAUCCAAACAAUUAUUAAAAUAAAAGUAACACAAAUUUAUAACUGCAUAUUGCAUCAAAACAUAAAGUUUAUUCAUCAUCUUGAAAA